AUUUGUUUUUGAUAGCAAUGAUUGAUUCAGUUGGUGGUCCACAGAGGAUGAACAAUUUUCUUGCAACACUCAAUCUGCCAACAAUUAAUAAUAAAAACCUCAAAGUUAUGGAGCGCAGAGCUGGUGAGAUGAUUGAGAAAUUUGCAGAUGAAAAUAUGAAGAAUGAAAGUCAGGAAGCAUUCAGAGAGGAAAUGAGAGAAGUUGCAGCACAGGAGAUGGGUUCAAAUGCAGAUUCUUAUGAUAAAGAACUUGGUGUAGCAAUAAUUGAAGAUGAAUUUGAAGGAGAUCCAUCACUCAUUGAAAAAUGCAAUUUGGGAGCAUUUGAUUUACUUGCGGAGAGUAAUAGCUCAUCCCCUCAACUUCCUGCCAAACCCAUGCCAGUAGUGAAAAAAGUUGGUGUUGACAGAACUGCAUCCACCAAAACAAAAAAGAAAAUUAUAUUCCCUUCAAAGACUCGAUCAGGAAUGACAGUAGCAGCUGAUCAUGCUUGGCAAAAGAGAGGUUAUGACAGCUUAACAGGACAUACUUACCUGAUAAGUAAAAGCAACAAAGUAUUAAAGACAGUUAUAAAGCAUCGAUCAUGUGCAACAUGCAAAUGGUGGAAAAGAAAUAGGCCAGGUCAGAGAAUAAGGUCUCACAGAUGUGUUUGGAACCACCGAGGCAGUGCUAAGAUGAUGGAGAGUGAGGCUUGA
Saccostrea cuccullata (small rock oyster) is the source of this 692-nucleotide messenger RNA. RefSeq lists its product as uncharacterized. The record is from RefSeq and is a predicted model, not a curated record. Lineage: Eukaryota; Metazoa; Mollusca; Bivalvia; Ostreida; Ostreidae. The transcript is spliced from 5 exons. Bases 18 to 692 code for a protein of 224 amino acids.